Molecule: messenger RNA, 10678 nt
Organism: Lottia gigantea (owl limpet)
Lineage: Eukaryota; Metazoa; Mollusca; Gastropoda; Lottiidae
Exons: 37
Coding region: 1-10566 (3521 amino acids)
Biological process (GO): detection of mechanical stimulus
Cellular component (GO): membrane
Molecular function (GO): protein binding; calcium channel activity
Source: RefSeq, a predicted model, not a curated record
AUGCAUAUCACAUGGAACCGAUUGGACAUCGAGUUGAGAGAAUCUUGUGCUAGGAACUUUGCAUUUGAUCAUUUUGAUAUAUUUUUCGAGUUACACGAGGGGGUGUGUUUCUUCUUCAUUACAGUAAUAUCCGGAACUUAUCAAGGAUGCUACGAAGAAAACAAAAGGCGGCGCUAUAUGGAUGUGAAUCCAGGAGACUUUGAUCCAACUGGUUUAACCAUUGAAGACUGUUCAGCCAAAUGUGGAAUAUUUGGUUAUGCGUAUUCCGGUGUGACAGGCGGGAACUUCUGUUUCUGUUCAGAUACCCAACCACCACCAGAAGCAUUACGACCUGACCUAGACUGCAAUAUACAAUGUACUGGUAGAGCUGCAGACACUUGCGGUAGUAAAAAUCAUAUUCAGGUUUACCAAUCCUCAAAACCUGUAGUUGGUUUAAAAGUAGAUGUUAGUACAACCCCAGCAGUUGGUAGUACAUUCCUGUCUGGUGCUGCAGUUGACUUUGACCUAAGUAUUGAAGAUGGUAUUGGUAUAUAUUACCAGUUUGACUAUGAUGAUGGUAGUGGACGAACACCUAAAAAUGCAACGAGUAUGUCCCAGUACACAUUCAAUACACCGGGUGUCUAUAGUAUUAAUGUUUAUGGUUCUGAUUCAGCUAACACUAUACCGGAAGGACAAGCAGUAACAACAGUCGUGGUAGAGGAUCCGGUUGGACCUGUAUCCAUAACAUGUCCACCAUUAUGUGCCACAUUUGAAUACUGUUUGUGUGAUGUUGAGGUAUAUAAGGGUAACAACAUGGAAUUAUUGCAAACCAUAGAUUCUGUACCAGGCACUUAUUUCAAAAUUGCAGAUCCUAUAUAUGAUACAGUUGGUAUUGGUGUACCCACUAAGGGACCGACCGAUCCUAAUCCAACAGGUCCUGGUUACUUUGUGCUGGAGCAUGCUGAAUUUAGAAUGACUGGCAAAAUAGCUGGUUUUAAUAUUUUUGCAGAUCCAGGUGGUCCAUUAACCAUACACAUUUUUGAACCGAAUUGUGCCACUGGUAUUUAUUGUUCAGAAACCAAUACUUGUCAAGCUUCAUGCUCAAAUUUUGAUGUAGAUUGCUCACUAGGUGAAUUCUGUCCUAGUACUAGAACAUGUACGGCAACAUGUACCAAUGCUCCAAGAUAUACAACUGGAAAUUUAAAAAUUGGUCGAACUAUUAAACAAACCGUGGAGAUAACUGUAGCUGCAGGAUAUAACUAUAUAGAUGCUCCAUCCGAUAUGUUUGUAGCCCCAGGUGAUGUCCUAGGUUUCCAACAAAAUGUUAAUGCUGUUGUAUCUGUUUCUCGGGAAACAUCAACUGCACCAAUUGAAGAUUAUUUUUUCAAUGCUGAUCCACCAUAUACAGCGGGUGCCAAAACGGCAGAACCCAAAAAUCUUCUGCUUAAUGCAGUUAUGACUGCACCUUCUAAAGUUCUGUUACACCAUGAAUUUCAAACGGCUAAUACUUACGAUAUUAAAGUGGAUGUUCGAAGUUCAAAAACUACAACCCCAGUAUUCAACUCAACAACGGUCAACGUUAUUGAAGGUAUCAACAGUACCGACAUUGUAUCACCAAUUUAUGCAGCUGUAGGCAGUUCUAUUGACUUCAAUUUACAACCACAUUCAGGUUCCGAUUACUAUUAUACGUGGAAUUUUGACGAUGGCACUGAAGAAAAUGCAACUACGUUACCAGUAUCACAUUCUUUCACAUACGCAGGUGUUUUCAACGUAACAUGUUCAACCCAAAAUGCCUUGAGUCAGAAGAGUAACUUUACUGAAGUAGUUAUUGAGCAUACCAUUACUGCAAUAACUUUGAAUACAGUCACCUCAUCCAGAGUUAAUCCAGUCAAUCUUAAUUUCACAAUGGCCACAGGUUCCAAUUUUACUUGCGAGUGGGAUUAUGGAGAUGGCACUGCUUCAGAGACGAAAGACGAUGCUGAUACACCACCUGGAGGUGAAGUAACUCCUGUCCCACAUACAUAUGCUGCAGAGGGAAGUUACACUGUAAAUGUUACAUGUUACAACAAUAUUAGUAAAAUGACAAAAAUAGCAACACAAGUCAUAGAAUCACCUAUUACUAACCUUCAAAUUCUCACAACAGGGGCGAGUAAAAACGAACCCUUUAAAAUAGAAUUUCAAAUAGAUCAAGGAACCAAUCCAACAGUUGAUUUUACCUUCGACGGCGUGCCCUUUACUAAAGAUGCAACAACAAAUGGAUUCUCAGAAGUAACUGCUACAGCACCAGCAAAACGAUGGGAAACAACACUAAUACCUGGCAAGCCAACAGCAGAAUAUAAUUUGACUAUUAUUGUAUCAAAUUUGUUAAAUGGUGUACCAAAAAGCAUAGCAUUCAUAGUAGAAGUCGGAAUGAAGAAUGUUGUUUCAACUGUGUCACAAACUACUGUACCGACUGCUGGCGAUGUUGUAUUUACCUUGGAUAUGGAAGAAGGUUCAAGUGUAGAAUAUUCAAUAGACUUCGACGAUGGUAGUUUCAGUAACUUUAGUUUAUCAGCUGGAGCUGAUUGGGCUAACGAGGUACCAAGAAUGAAAUCAGUGACUCACCAGUUUGCCGAUGGAAGGGUUUACAACGUUAAAGUUACAGCUUGGAACUCUGCUGGAACAGAAACAUUUUCUCAUACCGUAACAGCCAUUCAAAGUGUAUUAGGCAUCCAAAUGAAUAAUGAAGACUAUUAUCGAUUCACUCCACCAGCGUAUCCUCAUUUCAACUUCACAGCUCCAGGAAGUCCCCCUAAUCAAGCCAAAGCUUUCUUUGAUUUUGGUGACAAUAAAGAGGAAGAGUAUGAUCUAACUAUAGGUUAUAAUUACUACCAUGAAUACAGAGAUAUUGGUAGAUAUUUUGUCACAGCAAAUGUUUCUAAUAGUAUUAGUGCGAUAGUAUUAACAACCAACAUCACCAUUGUGGAAAUAUUACAGGAUUUGAUAGUUAAAUCAGUUCCACCAGGAGCUGCUGCUAUAGGAGAAAACUUGGUAUUAGAUGUGUCAUUAUAUAGAGGACCUACUGGUCAAGAUUGUACUAUUGACGUUGAUUAUGGUGAUGCACCGGUUAUGAAUAUUAAUGGUCACAUCAGAACAGGUCAAGGGCAGUUUGGUACCGAUAGGUUUGAGACAGCUACAUACUCUACAGUAGGACCACGUACAGUCACCGUAACUGUGACCACACCAUUAGAACAAUUAGUAGAAACAUAUAGUGUAGAGGUUCAGGAUAAAGUGUUACCUGGUUUCACUGUAACUAUGAACCCAACAUCCGGCGACGUUACACAUAAUAACAAUCUCGACAUGACGAUUAACUAUCCUUUCACACCGCUACCCACUGAUGCCUCUUAUUCAAUCAGUUACGGAGAUGGUACUUUUCAGAACGGUUCGCUUACUGGAACCCCAACAACAAUUCCAAGUCAUGUCUUUGCUACUGAUGGUCAAUUCCAGGGAACUGUGACCAUUUAUAACCUUGCAUCGACUGAGACAAUAAAUUUGAAUGUUGGUUCGUACAUACCGGUAGCAGCUUUUACUGUCGCCACAUCUUAUAAGAAAGCAUUACCACUGAAUGCACCAGAAGAACCUGGUUUAGGUACCCCUGGAUCGUUUCCUCGUGAUCGACCAGUGAUCUUUAGAAUGUCACCUAACUCAGGUACCGUUACAGAAUAUGCGAUAUCAUAUCAACUUACAGCUGGCGGAACCAUAACAACACUUACUAAAACUACCAAUCCGUUUACUAUUGACUUUCCUGCGAGUGGAUCAUUUGAUGUGACAAUAACUGCUAAAAAUCCACUAACUUCCUCGUCAACACCAGUGACUGUUAUUAUAUUAGACAGAGUUGUGAAUACAUCAUUGGUUGAUGCUUCACCAAGAGCAGGUCCUGGAGAAUCUAAAACAUUUAACUUAUCAUUUGCUAUUCAAGGAGAUAUGACCUGUCUUUUGGUAGAUUUUGGUGACGGUGUUCGUCAGACCUGGGCAGAUGAUCCUACAUAUUGUAACGUUUUCACCCCUCCUGUACCGACUCAUGUUAGUAGUUUAACAGGACUUGCAACAAUUGAUCACAUCUACAAUUCCAAUGGUUUUUAUGAUGUCAUGGCAGAAGCUAAAAAUGGAUUUUCAAGUUCAUCGGUUACUAUAAAUGCACCAGUAUCAACUGCAAAAUGCACAAAACCGACAGUCAACAUUCAGGAUCAAAGUUACCAAUUCUAUAGUCCACAGAUAUCUAACAAGGGCAGUGAUUUGAGAGUAUUGGGCAAAUCAGAUAUAUUCUGUGCUACAACACUGAAUAAUAAGAAAAAUUGGAAGGUAGAAACUGUUGAUGAUAAUACUGGUCUUGUUAAUGGACCAGUGGAUAUCAAUUCCCUAGCUACCAGAGCCAAUGCUGAGUUUUACAUCCCAGCUAGAUUUCUAGAUUAUGGCCUAUAUAAAUUCACCUACAGUAUGGAAAUGAUCAGUGAUCAAUUUAAUGGUGGCAGAUAUGUAUCAACAACGUAUACGUAUCUCAGGAUCCAGAAAUCUGAUUUGGUUGGUAUAGUAGAGAGAGGUGGUAUAAGUGAAGUUAAAAGAGGACAGGGAACUACUGCUGAGUUAAAACCAGCUGAUUAUUCUUACGAUCCUGAUGACAGUACUCCUAUUGGAUCUCAGACGUUUAAUUCAUUUACGUGGACAUGUGAACCAGUGAAUGAGAAUGCUACUACUGGUUAUUGUGAUUUACUAUUACCAGCAGUUAAUAGAGAUGAUUCUCCAUUGGUUAUAGAUCUAUCUCAAUCACCAUCUCAAGCAGAUUAUAAAUUCUGUGUAGUUAUUACUAAAGAUACAAGAAGUACUAAAGCAUGUUUAGUCGUGCAAUUAGUUGAUGGUACUCCACCUUCAGUAUAUCUUGAAUGUACUGCUAGUUCAGUAUGCACACAAACAGCUUCAGGACAGGUUAUACCCAGGUCUGGAAGACUAGGAGUGAAAUGUGAGUGUUUAGAUUGUCUACCAACAGAUCAAAUACUUUAUAAAUGGAUCUUCUAUACAUAUGAUUAUCGUUGGCCGUGGAAAUCUAUUGAGAAUAUUUCUGAUCCCAUGUAUUCAGUCGGAGUAAAUUCUAAAGAAUUGUCGGUGAAGAUUCCAUUGUUUAAUCAUUUUGAGGGUGUGUCUAAAUUCCGAGCUGGUUGCGAGGCCACAAAACAAGGACAAACAACAAAAGGACUGGCAUACAUGAACUUCGAGAUAAACGAAGCUCCAUCCAAUGGUAGCUGUACAAUAUCCAAGACAGAGGGUAUAGUAAGCGUCAACAAAGAAUUCUGCAUCAUGUGCAAGGACUGGCAUGAUGCUCAGGGAAUUGCUGAGUAUCAGCUAAUAGUGCGUUAUUUAAACGAUGAUGUUGAUAGAGAAGUAAUAGCCCUCCCAGUCUUUGAAGAACCAAUCUGUAUAGAUUUACCUAUGGGAGCAGAUUAUAAUGAUUUUAAAGAAAAAGUUAUAGUACAGAUAAGAGAUUCAUUGGGAGCAGUAACUGAAUAUAUUAUAGACGAUGUAACAGUAAGACCAUUGAGUGCUGCCGAGUCUCAACAACUUAUAGCUGAUUUCCGUAAUAGUGAUGCGGAUCAGUUUGACAAGAUUUAUGCUGAAGGAGACACUAAUUCUAUAGCUGCCAUAACAUCUAAUUUGGUAGCUAUAUUAAAUAGCGACAGUAAGGCUGAUCAAUCAGAAUACAACGGUGUAGGUGUUGCUAGCAGUAAAACCAAUACCGGGUUUGGACCAUCAGAUGGCAAUAGAACAGGUGCUUUUGACGAGACUGAUAGCGUAAGUAAUCCAGAAUUGAAUAAGAUUUAUGAACAAGAAAAAGAUCUGAGAUCUCAAUUGAAACAACAAGGUGUUUUAGCUCUCACAUCAUUAACAUCUGCUAGUAUCACUUCCAUUAAACAGAUAGCUAGUGGUUUAACAGAAUUCUUACAUUAUCCUGAAGAGGUUACAUUAAAAACUGCUGAAGCCUCUCUUGAAAAGACACUAGAUAUGGCUAAGUAUUUGUCAAACAUGACUGGUAUUUCAUAUGAAGAUCGAAAACAGACGUAUAUUUAUAUGGUCGGAACUGUAGGCGCAGCACUUGACGCUAUAGGAUUUAAUGGUGAUAACCCCUCUUUAACAGAGUUAGCAGAAGCUAAAGAAUCGCCAGAAUUUGAAAUCUAUGAUACCAACUGGGAGAAUACAAAAGGAGCAAUCGUAGCAGAAGACAUGGACGCAGCACGAAAUGUACACAGUCAGCAUACUCAUAAAAACCAUGCCGGCGAAAAGUCAACUGAGUAUAUAGAUAAAGCAGUAGAAACAGUAUCAUUAUUAACGCAAGGGUUCUCUCAGAAUUCUGUACCCGGUGAAGAGAUAGACUUUGUUACCAACAGAAUCAAAGGUGUCAUACAGAACCAGGAUGCCAAGUCCAUGUUAGGAAAUACUGUUGAAAUGAAGGAUUCCAAUUCAUAUCUGAAAAUUCCUAAUGAUAUAAAUGCACUCUUCCCUGGUGGAAACAAAAAUGAAAAUGAUUCUCUCGUUUUACAAUUCUUACAAACUGCCAGUUUACCAUACAAGUACUCGGAACAUUCUGAUGAUCUUGGUCCAACAACUAAUGGUUUGGUAAUAGACAUAUUUGACGAAAAUGGCAAUCCCCAAAUCAUCAAAGACCUAGCAACACCUUUUGAAUUUACAAUUGAGAAGGAUAAAAAUUCACCGCCGACUGAAUUCAAGACAGCAGAUCCCUUCAUUGUAAAAUGGGACUAUUUGUACUACCAUAAGAUGAACAUAUCUAAAAAGGGAGCUUCACUACACGUCCAAUUCAAUGUACAAGAUAUCAGUUUGAAAUUUCUGGUCCUUGUUAGAUUUGGUGAUUUCCCAAGUAUUCCAGAAAAGCUCUUUGAUUUCAUGGGAAUCAUUCCUGAUAAUUCUGCUGUCGAUCCAUACCGAUAUACCUAUUUCUUGGAUAACAAAAAGAUCAAUGAUUAUAUUGGCACAGUAUAUAUUGGUGUCAGACAAUUAGAUCCAUCAGAAUAUACAGCUAACUACCAAACAGCUCUCGACUUACCAAAUUAUGAAAAAGGAACUGGAAACCCAUCAGAGAAAUAUAAAAUACGUGUAUUUAGUACUGGGUGUUAUUUCUUUGAUAAAGACAUCAAUGACUGGUCUUCUAAAGGAUGUUGGGUCGGCCCCAAAACAGAUGAACUUGUAACUCACUGUUUCUGUAAUCAUUUAACAACAUUUGCUGGUGGUUGGGUGGUGGUACCAAAUACCAUUGACUGGAACUUUGUGUUUUCCAAUUCUGACUUUUCAAAGAAUCCGACUCUGUAUAUAACCGAGAUAGUCAUAGCUGCAUUGUAUUUGAUAGCUGUGAUCUGGGCCAGAAGAGAGGACAAGAAAGAUAUAGAAAGGCUUGGACUCACACCGUUAAAAGAUAAUGAUCCACGAGAUAAAUACUACUAUGAAGUUUGUGUUGUUACUGGAAUGAGACGAAAUGCUGGAACCGAUUCAAAGGUAUGCUUUAUAUUGUCUGGUGAAUAUGAUGAAACUGAUGUUAGAAUGUUUAGUGAUGAUAAAAGAAAGAUAUUCCGUCGUGGCGCUGUUGAUGCGUUCUUAGUGGCUGUGCCCAGACCACUUGGAACAUUAAAUUACGCUCGAGUAUGGCAUGAUAAUUCUGGAAAAACCAAGAUGGCAUCCUGGUAUUUGAAGUAUUUGUUAGUACGUGAUGUACAGACUAACCAACGUUUUGUGUUUAUCAGUAAUAAAUGGUUUGCUGUAGAAGAAGAUGACGGACAGGUAGACAGAGUUAUCCCAGUCGCUGGGAAAGAACAAAUGACAGAGUUUGGCCAUUUAUUCGCAGAGAAAUCUAGAAAGAGUUUGGUCGAUGGGCAUCUUUGGUUCUCGGUGGUAGCAAGACCAGCUAACAGUAGAUUUACCAGAGUACAGCGUGUAUCGUGUUGUCUAUUGCUACUAUUUGUUUCUAUGUUGGGAAAUGCAAUGUUUUAUGGUCAAGAUUUAAGCUCGUCUACUGCCUAUAACUUUGGUCCGUUUGCUCUCUCUCCUGAACAGAUAUUUAUUGGUAUUGCAGUAAAUCUAAUCGUGUUCCCUAUCAAUUUCUUGGUUAUUACGCUGUUCAGAAAAUCUCGCGCCAGGAAAAUGAGACCAUCCAGAAUAGACGAAGCAUUAAAACGUAGCGGUGUAACCCCAACAGCAGAUAAACCUAGUAUGGAAGGAGUAUGGACUAGUCAAUCACCAACAAUGAUGGAUGAAAAACGAGCUGGCACAUCAGCUUCCAUGAGACCAGAAACAUCCUUCUCAUCUGUAUCGAGAAUGGGAACUCAGCAAUAUGAGGCACUGAGAUCGGAGAAAAAGAAGAAAAAGAAGAAGUUUGAAUUCCCAUGGUGGUGCAGUAUUUUGGGAUGGGUUGUUCUGUGGAUUGGUGUUGGUUUAUCUUUGGCGUUUGUCACAUUUUAUGGUAUCACGUUCCAAGAUGAAAAAUGUAAGAAGUGGAUUACGUCGAUGUUGAUGUCCUUUUUCACGUCUGUCUUCAUCACACAACCUGUGAAGGUGUUCCUUACGGCCAUCUUCUUCUCGCUUGUUGUGAAGAACCCAGGGGAGGAAGAGGAAGACGAAGUAGAAGAUGAGGAAUCUCAUAAACUCGCUUCGGAUGAGGAGUUCUUACAUUUUGAAGAUGGUUACGGUGCAACUCGACCACGAAAAAUAGGCUAUAAACCACCAGACCCUGCUGAACUGGAGAAAGCUAGAAUUCAGAGAUUGAAUGAAAUCAAGAUGUGGGAAAUCAUUAGGGAGAUUGUUUUCUACAGUUUCUUCUUGUGGAUAUUGAUGGUGAUCAGUUAUAGAAACAGAAGUCCACAUGGUUUUACCUAUAAAAAUAGUCUGGUGAAAACAUUUGUAGAUAACAAUGAUACCAAACAAUGGUUCUCUAAGGUAAGAAAUACUGCUGAAUACUGGAAAUGGUCUCAAAGUGGUUUACUAAAUGGUAUAAGAGCUAGUAACUAUUAUAAUUCAGACCCACCCCUAUUACUACGUGGUUUUGUCAAUGAUAAAGUUUCCAGAAUAAUGGGUUACGCAACUAUGAGGCAGCUUCGUGUAAAACCUGGUCUGUGUGAAAUUAGAGGAGUUAUGAAUGGUGUUAUACCAGAAUGCAAUGAAGCUUAUUCCUUUGAGAAUCAAGAUGAAGGUACAUACCUUCCAAGAUGGCAAAAACUAGCUAGCGGCGAGUCCUAUAAUGAUACCUCAAGACCAUGGAGAUAUACUACAGCAAAUGAAUUAAAUGGCUAUCCUUACUGGGGUAAACAUGAAAUGUAUAGUGGAGGUGGCUAUGUAGUGCAGCUUAGAGGAUCCAAAGAUAGUGUCAGAGAUGUAUUGAAGGAAUUAGAAGAUGAUGAUUGGAUUGACCAAUAUACAAGAGCAGUUUUUGUUGAAUUUACCAUCUAUAAUGCCCAAAUUAAUCUAUUUGCCAUUGCAACCAUUGUUGCUGAAUUUGAUUCUGCUGGUGGUGUAACAACAUCACAUAGAUUUGAACCUGCUCUAUUACUACCUUACAUGUCAUCGGUAAUGUUAUUCCAGAUUGCAUGUGAAGUGAUAUAUCUAAUCUUUACCGCAUGGUUUAUCAUAAGAGCUUUGAAAGCUUUUUACAAGGAACGAUUUGGGUAUUUCACACAAUUUUGGAAUAUAAUAGAACUUGGUAUAAUUUCUGCAUCAUUAGGAGCUGUUAUCAUCUACUUCUAUCGUCUAUAUGUGACCAAUGAUCUAACAGCUGUAUUUGCUCGAUCACAUGGUAACGAAUACAUGAAAUUUCAAUAUGUUGGAUAUUGGAACGAGGUCUUCUCUUACAUGAUUGGUUGGUUGGUCUUCUUUGCCACCUUGAAGUUCCUCAAGCUCUUGAGAUUCAACAAGCGGAUGGCUCUGGUUGCUGCAACACUUAAGAACGGUUCCAAGAGUUUAAUGCAUUUUGGUAUCAUUUUCCUGAUUGUCUACAUGGCCUUUAUGCAACUCUUCUACUUGACGUUCAUGAAUCUCAGCACAGCUUUCCAAACAUUUAUCAACUCAAUGGAAUCUGGUGUAUUGAUGAUGAUGGGUAAAUUUGAUAUCUACAGUAUGGCUAUGGUUGAGCCAGUACUGACACAGAUCUUUGUUUUCUUCUUUGUGGUUACCAUUACCUUUAUAUUGGUGAACAUGUUCCUCUCUAUUCUCAAUGAAACAUUUGGAGCUGUACGAGAAGAUAUUAACAAGGUUAACAAUGAUUAUGAAAUUGUGGAUUUUAUGGUAGGAAGAUUCAAGCGAUGGACAGGUAUUGGAGCUGCUCCUGCCAACACUCUGGAACCUUCUAAUAUAGGAGCUGAUGGCAAACCUCAAGACAAUGUCAAUAACUUCCCAGACCGUAUUGAUAAGCUUCUGACUUCUAUUUCCAAUAUCUAUAUGGAUGAAGAUGGUAUUGCUAAACGUAUGAAUGCUAAGGAACAAGCUGCAAAUAAAGCCAAUAUGAAGGGAAUGUUAAGAGGAAGUAGUUCCCAUAGCGGACUGGCGGAAGUUGAUAAUUAGUUUACUGUUAUUUGUUAAGUUUAAAUUAUGAAGAUUGUUUGAUUAUUGCAAGUUACCCUACAUAUUAAUUAUUUUGUGAUCAUAUGCCAAAAAUAAACAGUUAAAUUAAUUC